Schistocerca americana (American grasshopper) is the source of this 2165-nucleotide messenger RNA. RefSeq names its product lysosomal acid glucosylceramidase-like. Gene Ontology annotation, molecular function: glucosylceramidase activity. The transcript is spliced from 11 exons. Bases 144 to 1685 code for a protein of 513 amino acids. The record is from RefSeq and is a predicted model, not a curated record. Gene Ontology annotation, biological process: glucosylceramide catabolic process. Lineage: Eukaryota; Metazoa; Arthropoda; Insecta; Orthoptera; Acrididae.
AACGGUUAAUGUGGUGUGAGAGAUCAAAACAGAUUCGGUUGUAGGAAACCUCAUUUGUCAACAACCACUUUACGGAAGACUGAAACACUGCGAGUACGACUAGCAAUCCACUGUCAAGUGCGCUCACCGAAACGCAGAAGGCUAUGGAGCUCCUGCAUGCACUGGCUGCUCUCUUUGUCCUAACUUUUUCUGCAGUGCCAGUAAAUGCUGACUCACAAUGCAUUCCUAAAAGCUUUGGAUAUGACAGUAUUGUAUGUGUCUGCAAUGCCACAUACUGUGAUGAAUUUGAAACAGUAACACACUUUCCAUCUGGAAAGUAUUUAUUGUAUACAUCAACAAAAGAUGGCCUCCGCUUUAAGAAGAGUGUUGGUUCCUUUUCUCCAAGAAAAGGUGUCUCUUGCCUGACACUGCAAGUUGAUAGAGGUACUAAAUAUCAAACUGUCAAGGGCUUUGGAACUGCAUUUACUGACUCUGCUGGGAUUAAUGUAUUUUCCCUUUCACCAGAUGCUCAGCAAAAUCUCAUGAGGUCUUAUUUCACAUCCUCUGGUAUCAGCCUGAACAUGGGAAGGGUGCCAAUAGCUGGAUGUGACUUUUCUAUACGUGGCUAUACAUAUGAUGAUUAUGAAAAUGAUACUCAGCUUACAAAAUUUAAUUUGACAUGGGAGGACUACAAUCUUAAGAUGCCUUUGAUUAAAUGGGCCCAGAAUCUAAGGAACCAAACCCUGAAGUUGAAAGCAGCAGCAUGGAGUCCACCCAUAUGGAUGAAAACAAACCAUGAUUUUAUUGGUGCCUCUCUUCUCCUCGACCAGUAUUACCAGACAUGGGCUGAUUACCAUAUAAAAUUCCUUGAUGCCUACAAAGAAAAUGGUAUUGAGUUUUGGGCAGUGUCUACAGGAAACGAACCAGCAAAUGGUAUAGGUAUUAUACUAGUGGUUAACUCACUUGGAUGGACACCACAAGGACUAAGAAAGUGGACUGUUGAAAAUUUGGGUCCUUCACUGCGUGCUUCCCAACACAGCAAUGUUAAGAUUCUUGUUCUUGAUGAUCAACGCCCGUAUUUGCCUUGGGUGCUAGACAAGAUUAUGGAUGAUAAAAGGAUGCAGAAAUAUGUUGAUGGUAUUGCUGUCCAUUGGUACUAUGAUAAAACAUCUCCAGCUCAGUUAUUAACUGAAACACAAAAGAAAUACCCCACCAAAUUCAUUAUAUCAACAGAGGCUAGCAUUGUUACUCUUAUGCCAAAUGUCAGCAAAGUGAGACUUGGUGACUGGUCAAAUGGAGAAGCUUACUUGACAGACAUGAUACAGGAUUUCACACACUGGGUUACUGGAUGGUAUGACUGGAAUCUUGCAUUAAACCAGGAAGGUGGCCCUAGCUGGUUAGAAAGCCAUGUUGAUUCUUCAAUUAUUGUGAAUGCAAAAAAUGAUGAAUUUUAUAAGCAGCCUUUGUUUUAUGCUCUUGGCCACUUUUCUAAGUUUAUUCAUGAAGAUUCAGUAAGGAUUGAUAUUGUGCCAAACAAUAAAAAUGGAAUUAGAACUGUGGCAUUCACAACUCCAUAUAAUGCAACAGCUCUUGUCAUCUCCAAUAAGAGAGAUCAUAAUACAAAGGUAACAAUUGCAGACCCGGAUCGUGGCUACAUUACUAUUUCAGUUCCCAAGAGAUCUUUCAACACUCUAAUGUACUGGUAAUGUACAUGUGUGGCACUUUUAAUAGUGCCUGGAAUUUGUGGGAAUGAUGACUAAAAUUGUUGAAGGAUAUGGAAGCUUAAGAUCUGUAUAAAAAUGUUAAAUCUAUUUUUUUCUUACACAAUAAAGAACACAAGUAAUGAUUAAAAAACCUAUUUUGUUACAACAAGUACAAACACAUUAACAAAAUAGUGAUGUUUUUACUUUUUUACCCUCAGAUAGCUAAACCAGUAAGUAAGUUUCCAAAUGAACAGUACAGUAUUCUUUGUCAGUGUUUGUAGUAGUAUUCCUGGUGAACUGUAGAAUUUGUAAAGCUUUAGUUUCAAAUCAACCGUCAUCUGUUAUUGUGCUAAUACAGUAGCCUCCUUUGAAAUCUAAGUUAGUGGACUGCAUGUAGUCUAUGAAAUGAGAUAAAGUCACUGCAUGUAGACAUACACAUGUAACAUCAAACAUUUACACGUAAUAAAGAUUAUUUACACAAUA